GUGCCGGUAUCGGCAGACACUCACGAUCCCUGACGUGCUCAUGUAGACGAACGAUGUCCUAUCCUUUGCAAUGGCUCUCUAAUACUUUCAACAGUCGUUCUAAAGCAAUAGAGUUGCUUCAACCAGAAGUAGAAAACAAUGUCCUAACGCGACAUGAUUUCGAUCUCGCAGUCAACUUCUUGCCUGGUAUACACCGGUAUUUUCCUGGCAUAUACUCUGGCACUUUCACAGGUGCCACGUUAGGUUACGGAUACAUGUUCGCCAGACCGAGAUGGACGCCUCGAAGGUUUACUGCGCUCUCAGGACUCGGAUUCAUCGUUGGCGGGAUGUUCGGCAUGCUCAGACAAGUCCUUGCCCAUCGACAGUUCGCAAAGGCUCUGGAAGAUCCCAAAGGAUUCAUGCGAGCACUGGCGGAUGUUCAUCACAGACUUGGUGGAGAAGGAGAGCUGGGGUUCACAUUGGAGCGGCUCAGGAACGAAGGUACGGGGAGGAAUGCGCAGGUGCCGGAACGCGUAGAGCAGGGGCCAGAGAUGGUUGAUGAGGACUACUGGGACCGUCCACGCCCCUCGGUCAAUGAGAGUGCGAACGCUACAGUUAUCACAGAGACUUCAAGUAAUACUGCUGCUUCCCAGCCCGCAGCUCGAUGGAAUGAAAUCCGUGCGGCAAAUGCACGCGCCGCUGGGCAACAGUCUUCGUGGGAUGCUAUUCGACAGAAACACGAACGUAACAGGCUACCUAACUCGUCUUCAAACACUGUGGUGGAUGAGCGUGCGCUAGAGCAAGCCAAGUUUGACGCUAUGAUAGAAGCGGAAAGACGGAAAGGCACGGGACAGGAGGGCGGCUUUAUGAGUUGAAUGUAUUCACUACACAGCCCCUGAGGCCUGAGUGUCUAUAUAACGCAUUGGUUCUCAAUACUGAAGCGUAAUUGCCUAGUAAGUGGCUUCGAUGUGAAAGCAAUCAUAAAUCGCAAUGUCUUU
Messenger RNA from Serpula lacrymans var. lacrymans S7.9, 977 nucleotides. RefSeq lists its product as uncharacterized. The record is from RefSeq and is a predicted model, not a curated record. The coding region runs from base 54 to 854 and encodes 266 amino acids. The transcript has 3 exons. NCBI's taxonomy places the organism in Eukaryota, Fungi, Basidiomycota, Agaricomycetes, Boletales, Serpulaceae.